AUGGACGCGACGCUUGUUAUCAGAGCGGGCGCUCCCAAGGACUUCAAGCUAGAUGGCUUGGGUACAUUUUAUUGCUGUUUUGCUGCCAUCUGGACAGCCAUUCUCGUCGGAGGCAUGGUAUUUUUGUACAGGAAACGCGAUAUGCCCAUCCUGAGGAUCCGUGGCUUGGCAUUGUCGUUUGGCUCCGUCAUUUUACUGCACAUUUAUUGGCUUGCCGUCCAAUUUGGUUACCUGUAUGGCAAGUGGAUGACCGCUGGUGUUGAGUUCUGGAUCAUGGGCAUCUGGCUACCUUUCGGCAUUGCCCUGUUCCACGCCUCCAACUCUCGUUUUCUAUACGUUGCGGAGAUGCAGAAGCGAUUUAUUCGAUCGGAUGCCAUGGAGAAGCGAGUGCCACAGACCGGCAAGAAGACAUUACUUCAACGAUACAAGGCACUCGACUACACGACAAGAAUGCUGGCAGUUGUCGGCGCUGGAAUGGCCAUCCAGUUCUUCUUGACACUUAUCAUGUUCCUCGUUUCCCGCAAGUUCCAUCCCAGCUUCGGCGUUCCAGGAACCGAGACUCACGGAACUCCCGAGGAGCAAGCGGCACAGGCCAAGGUGGGCUGGGAGUGGUGGCCGUCCGUCUUCUGGCAGUGCAUCUGGGCCUGGCUCGUUGCUCCCUAUAUUCUUUGGAAGGCUCGGGGUCUUCACGACAGCCUUGGAUGGAGGGUACAGACCAUCGGGUGCUGUAUUGCUUCUCUUCAUGCUACCCCAAUGUGGCUUGUCGCUCUUUAUGUUCCCCAGAUGGGUGUUGUUAACCAAUACUUCAUCCCCCCCCAAUGGAUUGCUAUCUCGAUCAUGAUCAUUGAGAUCUUCACCAUUUUCCUGCCUUGCUGGGAGGUGGUGAAGCACCAAACGCUUCGACAGGAGACAUUGGAGUCUAUUGCUCGCUGGGAAGCCCGCAAUAAGCUCAAUGGUAACGGGUCGCUUGAUACUGGAAGCACCCACGCCUCUUGGAUUCCAGGAAAGCCUCGAAAGAAAGCCGCCUCGAUCGGUUCAUCUGGUAGCAGUGUCUUGACUAUGGAUGCGCUCGAGCAUACUCUCGUGAAAAACCCAGAGCCACUGCAACAAUUCUCUGCCCUGAAAGAUUUCUCUGGUGAAAACAUCGCCUUCCUUCGCCGUGUUGCGGAGUGGAAGGUUAAGCAUUAUGGUAUCAAGCUGUCGGACGGUCGUCGCAUUGGCGACCGAGAUGACGAUGACGAUGUUGAUGAGCGUGCUAGCUUUGAAGAGGCACUUCAUAUCUACACCGACUUCAUCAGUAGCCGAGGUGCCGAGUUCCAAAUCAACCUCUCAUCCAUUGAUUUUAAGAAGCUCUCUACUAUAUUUGAGAAUGCUGCACGAAUCCUCUACGGCGACGAGCCUGCGCCUGAUCCAGCCCUUCCUUUCGAGACCGCUAAUUGGCGCAUUGAUGGGAAGAACGAUGCUGCUUCCACAAACUCUGAGGUAGCCAUUGUCAUGACGGAGACGACUAGAUCUGCCAAGGAAGGUAUGAUGGACAAAGUCCGUUUUUGGGGCGCCAUUCCUCAAGAUUUCGGUGAAGACGUUUUCGACGACGCCGAGAUGCACAUCAAGUAUCUUGUCUUGACCAACACCUGGCCCAAAUACGUCAAGGCACGCCGCUCCAUGGACUCGAUCGAGUCAUUAGAGGCGUCUGGCAAUUCUGCAUAG
Molecule: messenger RNA, 1707 nt
Organism: Clonostachys rhizophaga
Lineage: Eukaryota; Fungi; Ascomycota; Sordariomycetes; Hypocreales; Bionectriaceae
Source: the annotation of a GenBank genome assembly